This is a messenger RNA of Ustilaginoidea virens, 303 nucleotides long. RefSeq lists its product as uncharacterized. The record is from RefSeq and is a predicted model, not a curated record. Bases 1 to 303 code for a protein of 100 amino acids. NCBI's taxonomy places the organism in Eukaryota, Fungi, Ascomycota, Sordariomycetes, Hypocreales, Clavicipitaceae. The transcript has a single exon.
AUGUGCCUCCGCAAGGUUUGCAUGUGGCCAUGCACCCCAGGUUCAGUGCCGCGCUUGACUCGACAUGCUGCGGAAUUCUCACAGACGCUCUCAAUCGUCCCGAAAGGCAACCCAAGACAAGUCAGCCGUCAAAAGCCAACCCCAGCCUCGGCUGCGGCAUACGUCUGUGAUCCAACCACGCCCGCGUUCGUUCUGCACGCGCCUGCCACGGCCAGCUUGGGAGCCAUGGGGAAUUCCUCGUCUCCGCCAACGCCGACGAUUCCCAUAAAGAGGAACCCGGAUUCAUGGGCGCUUUCGUGCUGA